AGUCAGAAAUUAGAACGCGAAGUCGGCCCUUCUUAUUUUUCGCGGGAUCGAAGAAUGCGUUCUUCGCCUUAGCUCUCGAUGUGGAGGAUUUUGAUUGAGUUUUCCUGGUCGUGAUUUGUCAUCGUGAGAGUCGCUGGUGAUUUCGCUGGUCGUCAUUGUGCUCUGGUUGAGAUUCGCCGGUUCCGAUUGUGAUUUGGUUCAGAUUUGGUCGUUGAUUCAGGCAUGGAAGGUUUUGUGAUCUUGAUGUGCAAGAGGGGUGAGUUAAGUGCUGGUGUUGUCUUGUCACGACGUGCAACAUUUCAAGAUUUUGUUGAGAAGUUGUGCCGGAAGUGGAGCGAUUUGAAAGGAGGUGCCUUGUUGUUACUAUAUUCGUUGGAGGGCCAUGCGAAAUGUAUGUUGAGUUGUGAUGAUGAUUUAGAAGCUUUGUUUGCCCUCACAUUGUCUAGGCGUAUCGAUGCUAUUGAUGUCAUUCUCAUGGAUUCUGGAAGUUCUAGUACUUGUAGCACUGUUGAUCCUUGUAGUAGUGAUGGUGGAAGUAUUGCAGGUCAUGGGGAGUUGACUGUUGUUGAUGAUGUCGUUGAUUUAGUACCUUCUUUUUCUCGGCAUGAACCCAAGCUUUUAAAAUCGUCUAGCUGGUUUGAUUUGAUUAAGGAAGUUGGUCAACGUUUCAAUAAUGGAGCUGUCGAGUUUCUUGAUUGCUUGACCAAGUACUCUGUCUUUCACGGUUUCCAAUUCUAUUACUAUAAGAACCAUAAGGAUAAGGUCAAGGCUUACUGUGUGGAAAGGCCAGAUGGGCACUGUAUGUGGGCUGUGAUGGCGUCAUUGGAUAGGUCCACCGGUUUUUUUACAAUUAAGGAGUUCAAUAUGGUGCACACUUGUGAUUCUGCUGUUUUGACCAAUAGAAUUUCGCAAGUUGGUUGUCAUUUCAUCGGCCGGUUGGUCACUGGAGAGUUGCGGUCGAGGCCGUUCAAGCGUGCUAUUGACAUCAUGCACGACAUGAAGGAAGAUUAUGGUGUUGAUGUGACUUAUUGCCGUUCACAUAUGGGCUUGCAAAAGGCGAAGGAUAGUGCUUUUGGGAGUUACUCAGCAUCUUUUGCAGAUUUAAAGUGGUAUGUGCAGAAGUUUAAAGAGGUUGACACUACCAGUUCAAUAGUAUUAGACUGUGAUGAUUCGAAGCACUUUACAAGGCUUUUUGUCGAUUUUGGCCCGUGCAAGUAUGGCUUUAACUAUUGCCGGCUGUGGGGGUUCGAUUUGACGGGACCUUGGCCUGGGUUAGGUUUCUCCUUCCGUAGGUUCGUUCUCCUGCUUCUGGACCUGCAACAAGUCACUAGGGCUGGAGUAGCCCAGUGA
This is a messenger RNA of Rhododendron vialii, 1350 nucleotides long. RefSeq lists its product as uncharacterized. The transcript has 2 exons. The record is from RefSeq and is a predicted model, not a curated record. NCBI's taxonomy places the organism in Eukaryota, Viridiplantae, Streptophyta, Magnoliopsida, Ericales, Ericaceae. Bases 223 to 1350 code for a protein of 375 amino acids.